AUGAAGCACAUCUUGGUAUUGCUGUCCUCAGCGGUGCUGCUUUGCAGCGCUGCUCCAGCAUUUGAGAUGGUAACAUGCAGUGAAAAUAGCCAUGCUGCGGCAGCACGUCUGGCAGUGCAUCACAUCAAUGCACAUCAUGACCAUGGCUACAAGUUCAGACUCAGCAAGACCCAACACAUCAAAGUGGUUACGGUUGAUGGGGGCUGUGAUGUUGAGUUGGGGUUGAAGCUUCUGGAAACAAAGUGUCAUGUUGUCAACCCCAGACACUUUGAGGACUGUGAGAUCCGUGAAGAGCACGAGCGGCCCGGCAUCAUGUUCAUAGAGCCAGGAAGAAUGUAG
This is a messenger RNA of Scomber japonicus (chub mackerel), 339 nucleotides long. Its product is annotated as antihemorrhagic factor BJ46a-like. Gene Ontology annotation, biological process: negative regulation of endopeptidase activity. The coding region runs from base 1 to 339 and encodes 112 amino acids. Gene Ontology annotation, cellular component: extracellular region. The record is from RefSeq and is a predicted model, not a curated record. Gene Ontology annotation, molecular function: cysteine-type endopeptidase inhibitor activity. Lineage: Eukaryota; Metazoa; Chordata; Actinopteri; Scombriformes; Scombridae. The transcript is spliced from 3 exons.